UCAUAUUCAUCACCCAUAUAAUUCCAAAACCAAACCAUGGGCUAAGUCUUACCCACUCCAUCAUAAAUUUGUAGCUCUUAACCUGGCUUUGGUGGAGGAGGUUUAUAACACCGAGCAACUCCCAAUAUCUCUCCAAUUCUCCAACUCGUAACACAGAUUGAUUUCCCCUUUUUUCUUUUCUUCUCUUUCCCUAGUCAUGUUAGGGAAGAGACCUCGUCCAAUGAUCGGAAAAUUGUCUGAAUUGUUGGUUUCUGGCAGCAAGCCUGGGUUUUUGGACCUUGCUACAAGCCCCAGAGGUCCAUUAGAUUUGAAAAGUCCAUCACCUAGAGGUUUGAAGAGAUUUGAUGUUGGUGGGGUUGGACUAGGGAUCGUUGCUGCCCUGGAGAAGUCUAGUGAUUCCUGCAGGCAUGCUAUUUGUAGCUCAAAUUUGAAUAGAUCAAAAGCAAUUGUUGUCAGUUCUGGCAGAAAUUGGGAUGGAUUGAGAGGAAGAUAUGAGGAUUUAGAGAUGGAAAGUUUGGAGAAUUAUACUUACGUCACAAGCCAUGGACCUGGCAAGUCAUCUACCAAGGUGUAUUAUGAUGGAGGUGAACGAAGGAGAAGUAGUAGUGGACAUGACAGAAACGGCUUUGGUGCUGUGAAGGAAACAACCCCAGCAGCAAGAUUUGUGGAAGGUGAUGUUGUUCCGACUUACCCAACUUCAGAUUUUCUCAGCACUUGUCACCUGUGCAGGAAAAAGCUGCAUGGCAAAGACAUAUACAUGUAUAGAGGUGAAAAGGCCUUUUGCAGUACAGAGUGCAGGUCAACGCAAAUAAUGAUGGAUGAGAGGAAAGAACAAUGCAGAUCAGAAGCUUCAAGAUCUGCAAAAGUUCCAAGCUCGCCCUAUAACACGGGGCAAAUCUUCUCAACCGGGAUUCUUGCAAUUUAGCUUGGGCAGCUUAUGAUUUUGGCAGCAAAGACACUGCUGAUCUUGCGUGGUCAGGCACCCCUGCAUAUAUAUAUAUAUAUAUAGGAAAAAUACCAUAGGAUUAUGAGGAUUAAUAAUAACUUUUAAUUUCCUGAUGUCAAUUCAGAAACAAGAAGAAAACCAGAACAAAGAAAACGAGGAAAUUUUGGUCGGAUUGGAGGAUAGAGCUUAUGCUGUAAUGAAAAAUAUGAAGUUGGAUAAGAAAUGAACUUCCCCUUUUUGUAGUUUUCAAUUUU
This is a messenger RNA of Theobroma cacao (cacao), 1200 nucleotides long. RefSeq names its product FCS-Like Zinc finger 13-like. Lineage: Eukaryota; Viridiplantae; Streptophyta; Magnoliopsida; Malvales; Malvaceae. The record is from RefSeq and is a predicted model, not a curated record.